Molecule: messenger RNA, 735 nt
Organism: Acaulospora colombiana
Lineage: Eukaryota; Fungi; Glomeromycota; Glomeromycetes; Diversisporales; Acaulosporaceae
Source: the annotation of a GenBank genome assembly
UUCCUGGAAGCCGUAGGGCAGGUAGAAAAUGAAAAUAAGAUAAAUCUCGACCUAGUAUUUGAUGAAAUACCGGAGAUUCAUAAAAAAAUAAAAAAGAUGAAUAAUAAUGUCGAUGAAAUAUUGAAUGCUCCGCAGAUACCGCCUGGCGAUCUGACGGAUCCCUAUCCUCCGGUCACACGGGGAAAUGUUUGUAAAAAAAUGUUGAGACAAAAAAUCCUCGUUGCAUGCAAACCUAUUAUAAUUCCGGAUUAUCCUUCAAGGGAGGCUUUAAAGAUCAAAGGACAACUGGCUAUCCUAAAACGGUUAUAUCCCUCAAAUAAUAUAAUCAAAUUUCACGGGAUUACUGGCGGUGACAGAUACGAGGCAAAGAUUGCCAACUUUUACUUGAGUCGCGACACCUCGCAAAUGAGUCAUGGAAUUCCAAAUUUAGCCACCAUAUUGGCCUUUGAAAAAUUUCCAUAUUUGGGCAUGGACAUGCCGGAUAUCAUCGACCAUGUUCUAGCUGGGAAAAGAGAGACGCUAGAUUUCCCGGACGGACCUCAGGAAAUAGUAGACGGAUUUAAUAACAUUAUUGUGGCAUUGAUCAAAGACUUAUUCAGCGACUUCACAAUGUUAGUUGACCUACACGGAAAAAAUUCAUCCGAAAUUGAACUUAUAACAAAAUCCUCAAACUCUCAAAAUCCAUUUACCGACAUCGGAAUGGCGCCUACUGUGAUUGAUAAUGGAUUUGGUUAA